AUGGGCCUCCUAGAUGUUCGACCAGACGAUCUACUGCCUAUUUUGGCUAUUAUACUCGUCGUUCUCGUCAUUGCCCUAGGAGACUUUAUCAACUUCUUCCUGCCAUCAAGAGCAAUCCCCGCGGCGUCGGAGUAUACCUAUGUCUCCGCACUCAAUCCCGACGAGCCAAAACCCCUGCCUUCGCUGGGCGAUACACCGUCUGUGAAACUCUCCAUCGUUGUCCCAGCAUACGAUGAGACGGAGCGAUUGAAACCCAUGAUCGAUUCUACGUUGACGCACCUGCACUCACUCCGACCACACCGCUCAUUUGAGAUUCUCAUCGUCGACGACGGCUCCCGUGACGGGACAGCCGAUCUGGCGCUUAAGCUGUCCAUUUCACACGCAAAGACAGAUUCAAAGGACGAAAUCCGUGUGGUUCGCCUGGAAACCAACCGUGGCAAAGGAGGUGCUGUCAAGCAUGGAUUCAUGCAUGCCAGAGGAGAGCGAAUUCUCUUUGUGGAUGCAGAUGAUGCAACCCGCUUCUCGGACCUAGAGACCUUGUGGUCGAAAAUGGACGAAAUGGAGGGCGACGAGGGAGCACCCGCCAUUGUCAUCGGGAGCCGAGCCCAUUUGGUGAAUAGCGAAGCCGUCGUCAAACGUUCCAAGAUUCGCAACUUUUUGAUGAAGGGGUUCCAUACCAUUCUCCGUAUACUUGGUGUUGGCCACAUUGGAGACACGCAAUGCGGUUUCAAGCUCUUCAAUCGCGCUGCUGCGCAGCAAGUCUUCCCACCACUCCAUCUUCCGACGUGGAUUUUCGACGUUGAGAUACUUUUGGUCGCCCAGGCACUCAACAUUCCCGUGCUGGAGAUUCCUGUCCACUGGAAGGAGAUUCCCGGAAGCAAGCUGAAUAUUGCAGGGGCGUCGCUGGGGAUGCUGAGAGACUUACUCCUGAUGCGUGCAAACUACAUGCUCGGGCGAUGGACUCCGUACGACUUUCGAGAGGACUGA
Serendipita indica DSM 11827 is the source of this 987-nucleotide messenger RNA. NCBI's taxonomy places the organism in Eukaryota, Fungi, Basidiomycota, Agaricomycetes, Sebacinales, Serendipitaceae. The record is from the annotation of a GenBank genome assembly.